This is a messenger RNA of Penicillium soppii, 219 nucleotides long. Its product is annotated as Proteinase inhibitor propeptide. Lineage: Eukaryota; Fungi; Ascomycota; Eurotiomycetes; Eurotiales; Aspergillaceae. Gene Ontology annotation, molecular function: endopeptidase inhibitor activity. Gene Ontology annotation, biological process: vacuole fusion, non-autophagic. The coding region runs from base 1 to 219 and encodes 72 amino acids. The record is from RefSeq and is a predicted model, not a curated record. The transcript has 4 exons.
AUGCCUUCUUAUAUAAUCACACUCAAACAAGACACUUCCGCUGACGAGGUUGAGGCCGUCAAGAAUGAAGUCAAGAAACAAGGCGGCACGAUCGAUCAUGAGUAUUCUCUGAUCAAGGGUUUUUCUGUUACCUUUCCAGAGAGUGCAGUUCACACUCUCGAAAAUCACGAGCACGUCGAGACUAUCGAGGCUGAUAGUGAGGUCAGGACACAGGAUUGA